AUGUUAUAUUCAUUCUGUCUUGCAGACACUGAAGCAGAAAGAAGUGCUUUGAGAGAGCAUGUAUAUCCAAAACUGAGAGAAUUCUGCAGGGAAAAUUAUGGACUGGAUUUUCAGGUUGUAGAUCUGUACUGGGGAAUAGAUUCCGAAGAAUGGGACAGUCCAGAGUUACAGAAGACUCGUAUGAAACUGCUGGAAGAGUGCCUGAAAACAUCUGCAGGUCCAUGUUUUGUUGGAAUGAUAGGUGAGAAAUAUGGAACUAUCCGUAUUCCUGGUGAAGUGGAGUCAUCAGAAUUUGAAAUGAUUUUGGAUGCUGCAGUGGAGGCAAAGUUGGACACAAGGAUUCUAGAAGAAUGGUACUGCAGAGAUGAGAAUGCUGUCCCUCCAGCCUACUAUCUAAAGCCUAAAUGUGAGAUGCUGAAAACAGAUGCAAUAAGCCCAACCAAAAAUUCUCCAAAUGACAAGAAAUGGAAGAAAGUGUCCGAAGAGAUAACGAAGAUAUUUAAAACAGCAGUAACUUUACUUCAGGAAAAAGGAACCAUGAAACCCGGCCAAGCAAAAAGAUACCUCUGUUCAGCUCUUGAAGAUGAAUUUGACUUUGCCUUAGGAAAACAGACUCCUGCAUUUCUUAAAAAGUGCGUGUGCUACAUUAGGAAAAUUGCCAACUUUGAACGUCAUGUGAAAGUGCCUGAGAUGAGCCGAUACAUGGAUAUAGCAGCGGUGGAUGGAAAAAUUAUGCGUGACCCAGAUCCUCUCGAGAGACUUAUCAAACUCAGGGAUGAAUUUAUUCCUACCAUUGUUGCAUCGUCUAAUCUCAGAGUGUACACUUCUAUUACACACUGUGAUAUGAAACUCGGAUAUUCCCAAGAUGUGGAAAACCACUAUGUGGAAGGCUUGUGUAAGCAAUUUUAUGAAGACAUGGUUGAUAUAGUACAGGCAACAGUUCAACAAAAUUUUGAUACAGAGACUGAUACGCUUUAUGAUGACAUGUUGCAGCAGUUAUCACUUUGUAAGGCAUACUCAUCUAUUUAUGAGUAUAAAUGUGAAGCCCUGACACAGAUUCGAAAAUACAUUUUUCCAAGUAAAGCAGGACGCAUUAACCCUCUUAUCUUAUAUGGAGGGCCCUGUACGGGAAAAACACUUCUAUUAGCAGAGGUUGCCAGAAAGGCACAUGCAUGGCUUCGAGAUGAAAUGGGGCCAGAUUCUGAUCCUGUAAUUAUUGUUCGAUUUUUGGGAUCCACAGAAAUGAGUGUAGACCUUAAGUAUCUGCUACAGAGUAUAUGUGAACAAAUAGCAAUGAACUACCGGUGCAUUGUCCAAAGUUUUCCCAAAAAAAUUCAUGAUAUGAGGGAGUUAUUUGUAAACUUACUCAAUGAAUCUUCUUUCUAUCGUCCACUAGUAAUCAUACUUGAUGCUGUAGAACAACUUCCAGAUGCUGAAGAUGCUCGAAAACUGUGGUGGCUUCCCAUUCAUCUUCCUCGUACUGUUCGAAUUAUUCUGUCCACACUGCCAAACAAACAUGGCAUUCUACAAAAGCUGAAAUCUCUCAUUCAGGAUAGGGAAAAUUAUGUAGAAAUUGCCCCACGUGACAGAAGGAUGUGCAGCCAGAUUUUAAAACAUCAGUUGCUUCGAGUUAAAAGAAAAGUAACCUCAGGUCAGCAAAUUUAUGUCAACGAGGCUUUGUCAAAGUGCACCUUACCGAUGUUUGUUAAUCUAAUUUUUAGAGAAGUCAGACACUGGCGAUCACACAAAGAUGUAGAUGACUCUUCACUUUGUGGAAAUGUCCAUGACAGCAUAGAGCAUCUCUUUUGGUCACUGGAGAAGAAAUGUGGGGCAAGAUUCUUAGCACGAGCUCUUGGUUAUAUUACGUUGACCAGGACUGGUCUGAGUGAAGUAGAGCUGGAAGAUAUUCUUUCCCUUGAUAAUAGUGUUCUAAAUGAAAUUGGGGCUGGGAAUCAAGAUAACUGUCCCAUGAGGAUCCCAUACAUUUGUAUCGCAAGGCUUAAAGAUGAAUUAAGUGGUUAUCUUAUAGAAAGGCAAGUUAAACAUGUUACUCUGCUAGUAUGGGCAAACAGACAUCUCGAUGCUAUUGCACAGAAAAUGUAUCUCAGUAAUGAAGAUGAAGUGCUUGAAAUGCAUAGUGUUAUUGCUGAUUAUUUUCUUGGAAUUUGGGCUGGUGGAAGAAAGAAACCAUUUCUUUCAGAAGAAAACCCCAUGAGCCGUCUGCUUGAUCCUGACAGAGGUAACAACAGUGACAAAAUAAUAAUCAAUGAUGACUUCUCCUUUGACAGACAAGCCCCUGAACAGCCUUGGGUUUUCCAGUGCAAUCCUUUGGAGCCUGAUAUCUUUUUUGUUAAUCAUCGGAAAAUGUCUGAAUUAUUGCAUCAUCUUACAAGAAGUGGGCGAACUGAUGACAUGUUAUAUGGUAUAAUCAUGAACUUCAGCUGGUUGUAUACUAUGAUAAAAAUAGGGCAGUUUGACAAAGCACUGUCAGAUAUUGAAGUGGCUUACAGUUACUCUCAAGAAAAAGAGCUGAAAUUUCUUGCAGGUACUAUUCGCAGUAUAAAGUCAAAGCUAUCAAAAAAUCCCAGUUCACUUUCAGCUGAGUUGCAGCAAAGACUCCUUCCAGUUGUGAGCUCCUUGCCAAAACUGAGGCAUCUGCUUGUAGAAUGUGACAAAGAUGGUCCCAAAUAUUGUUCUAUAGUUCCACUGCAUAGUUCUAUGGAUGUAACAUAUUGCCCUGAGCGGCUUCCACUGUCCUCCAGUUAUACACAUGUGAUUGAAGCGCUGCCAACAUUUAGCCCCAACAUCAUCAUUACAGCUUUGGAAAAUGGAUCCAUCAGCACUUGGGAUGUGGAGUCGAGACAGCUGCUCAGACAAAUUACCACAGCUCAGUCUGUGAUCUUGGGAAUGAAACUUACUAAUGAUGAAAAGUACCUUGUUGUUGCUACAACCAAAAACACAUUAUUAAUUUAUGAUAACCACAAUUCAUGCCUUCUUUCAGAAGUAGAAAUCAAAGGAUCCAAGCACAGUGGUAUAGGAGGGGGGUGUAACCUUAUAAAUGGCUUCACUUUAACAAGCAACCAUGCUCUUGCAUGGCUAGAGACUAGCAAAGAUGUCAGUGUAAUUGACUUACUUUAUGGGUGGCCACUUUACCAGUUUCACUGCUGGUAUGAAGUCACAUGUGUCCAAUGCUCUCCAGAUGGUAUGCAUGCCUUCUGUGGGCAGUAUCUGAACACAACUACUAUAUUUCAUCUUAGUAGUGGGGAAAAGCUCUCCACAGUGACAUCAGAAUUUUCAGGAGGGUUUGUGAGAUUUAUUCUCAUCCUUGAAAGAGUGCAGGAAAUGGCAAUGGUUGACAAUGAAGGAAGUCUUUCUGUGUGGAAUAUCGAUGAUAUAAUGAACCCACAGCUUAUGGAAGACUUUGACUGCAAGGGGGAAGACAGUGACAUAGUUAGCAUUGAACUUUCAGAAGACCAAAGUGCAAUUCUCAUUUGCAAGGCACUUGGAGUAGAAAUCCUAGACACAACUAUGUGGAAAGUCACUGAAAAAUUCAGGGCAAAACGUAAUGAACGCUUUGUAUGUGCUGUCCUGUCCAAAAAUCAUGACUGCAUUAUUGCCUCCGUGGAAGAUACAUCAUCGAUUUUUGUGUGGCGGAGAGAUACCGGACAGUGUAUGGCUAGUCUGCAGGAAUUUUCAGGUCCUAUAGUACGACUAGUUAAAUCAAAUCACCAUAACCUCCUACUGUCCUUGACAACUGGUGGAGUUGUCUCCAUAUGGGAUAUAGAUAUUAUAACAGCGAUGUCGAACAUUGACAAAACUGGAAAGCCGAUCCAAAGUGUACUGUUGAGUGGCAGAGCUGAGUUUAUAUAUACACUUGAUGGAACAGAUUCUGUUUAUAAAUGGAACUUUGGUACAGGAUUUAUUGAAGCCAUUUUUAAGCAUGAAGGACUUGUAGACCAGUGUGUUCUAACAACUUCUGGAGAUCUAAUGGUUACAUCAGAUGAUAAGAGUAGUCAGUAUAUAUGGCACACGGUUACUGGAGAAAAUUUGUUCCGUGUCAAUGGGCAGCGGAUUUCUCAGCUCUUAAUUACACACAAUGACCAGUUUAUUGUUUCACUCUGUGAGCAGAAUGCAUCUAGGGUUUGGCGUCUGGCAACAGGGCACAAAGUUUGUAAUAUUCUUGUAGCAUUGCAGGAUGCAUUUAUAACAUCAGCAAACACAUUUGUAAUUGGGAUAACAAAAAAUAAACUUUUAGCUGUAAGUUUGUGGACAGGUAGCAUAACUAAAAAGUUCUGCUGUGAUGAUGGCACAAUCAUUGUCACCUGUAAGCUCAUUCCUGACUGUCCUGACUAUGUCAUGUUUAUAACAUCCACUGAAGCUGUAUUUAUUUGGAGUCUGACAGAUGAAUCAAUCUGUAGACGACUUCAGCUUCCCAAUAAUUUCCUAAAAAGCUUAGAAGAUUUCCAAAUUUCUCCAAAUGGUAAAUUAGGAAUUGUAUCUCGUGGUGAUGAAAAUAUUAAUAUUCUUGACUUACACAGUGGGAAACUCCGUAUUGUACAUGCCACUGGUGUCAUUUGGCGACAGAGAUUGUCACGUGAUGGUCGAUAUCUAGUAUACAUUUGUUCCCGAAACAGUGAUGAUGAUGAUGAUGACAAUGGUGCAAUGUAUAAUUUAAUUGUAAUGAGACUUGCUGAUGGGAAAAACAUUGGUGCUUGCUCACUUUAUAAAAGUCCAACAUUUAUUGUUCUUUCUCAGAGACACCUUAAUAUUAUCAUAGGUUUUGAUGAUGGAAGCAUUGGUACAUAUACUGUAGUAGAUCGUGUUGAUGCUGCUUUAAAAAUUAAAAUUGCUACAUCAAACAGUCGUCAAAUUUUCAACAACUUGUCUAAACAACCUCGGCCUAAGUGUGCUACUUACAGUUUCAAAAUGGCAGCAGACUGUAUAUGGAGAGAGUCUACGGAAAUCUUUGCUAGAGACAGUCCAAUUACAGUUGCAGACUGUGGAGAAACAAAUGAAACAACACCAACAAAGAAGCCAAAUUAUUGUUAUGAUAAGGUAUGCUCUGCAAUAGAUUGCAGAGGACAAAAUUUCACAUCCGACAGUUAACUGUGCCUGCAGACAACUUAUGCAGAAAUCUAUCAAGAGCCUGAUUAUGUUGUCUAAUAAGUAGAAAUGUGUUACUAAUUAAUUGUUUCAAGCUUUCAGGGGUUUCAGUCCUCUUUAAGUAUAUAAAAGUGAUGUUAGUGAGAAACGGAAGGUCUGUAGCAUCUGUUCACAUAAAUUGCAUUGUUUAUUAGCAAAGUAAUAAAGUGCAAUCUGAUUAGAAACACACAGAAUAAAAAAAUAGACCCAUUAUUUGAUUUUACAUAAUGGGAUAUUAGAAAAGGGACCAUGGAGUACAGUGAAUAAUGCAAGUGACCCAGGACCACAGAAAUGGACAGAAAAACAUUUUAGAGAAUGGCAUACUGCCUACUUGCCUGCCAAAAUGUUACCCAGAUAAGUUCAUAUUGAUGAAAUUAAUGCUGCGUUUUGCUCCAAGCUGAAAAGUUUGGAAAUUAGCACUGGUAUAUCAUUGCCAUUUAAGUACCACACUAUAUAGUUCAAAAUUUGCCCUGCAUAUCAUACUUUUUAAUGUAGCAAUCACGGUAACAUUUUGCCUGCAUUGUUAUGGCAUUCCUUCCGUUAGAAAGUUGAAAGAGUUUACCCCAUACAGCUACAUAGCAACAUUUUUAGAGCACUAAUUGUUUGUUUUUGUUUCUAUUAUAAUCUCAUGAUCAGCAGGGCAAUCACUUGCACCAAAAUGUACCUGCUUGGAAGGCACUAUUACUGAACUCUAUUUAAUGACGGUACAUACAACAAGAAAAAGAAAAAAAAAAAAUAUAUAUAUAUAUAUAUAUAUAUAUAUAUAUAUAUAUAUAUAUAUAUAUAUAUAUAUAUAUAUAUAUUCAUUC
Messenger RNA from Protopterus annectens (West African lungfish), 5951 nucleotides. RefSeq names its product NACHT and WD repeat domain containing 2 (gene NWD2). The record is from RefSeq and is a predicted model, not a curated record. Gene Ontology annotation, molecular function: protein binding. The transcript has 7 exons. NCBI's taxonomy places the organism in Eukaryota, Metazoa, Chordata, Ceratodontiformes, Protopteridae. The coding region runs from base 1 to 5106 and encodes 1701 amino acids.